GCUUGCCGGGGCCGGGCUGCGCCUGGGCCGGGACUACAAUUCCCGUCAGGUCUCUGUGGGUGUCUAGGGGCGGGCCGCCGGUGGCAGGAGGGCUCCCUCCCACCGAGCAGCCGCGUGGAUGCCGCGGCGGACGGAGAGCCACAACUCGCCCCCCCGCUCGCCCGUUCCCCGCUGAAGCCGCGGUGCUCGCGUCUCCACGCGCGAGGGAUGGGAGGGAUGCUUGAGGGAUGGGUCGAGUCUAAUGAGGGCGGUGCCGAUUGGCUGGGGGAGACGCCCCCGCUUCCCGCCAGCCAAUAGGCGCGCGGGACACUGCGGCGCGUGCGAAGCCGGGCGGAGGAGCACCAUGUUCCUGGUGGGACUCUCGGGUGGCAUCGCGUCGGGGAAGAGCACGGUGGUGGCCGUGCUGAGGGAGCUGGGCUGUGCCGUGAUCGAUGCCGAUGUUAUUGCCAGGCAGGUGGUGCAGCCCCACUCCAAGGCCCAUCAGCAGAUCCUGCAGCACUUUGGCACCGAGAUCCUCCUGGAGAACGGCGAGAUAAAUCGUGAGGCUCUCGGAAGCAUCAUCUUCUCCCAGCCAGAGAAACGGCGGCUGCUGAACUCCAUCACCCACCCUGAGAUCCUGAAGGAGAUGCUGAAGCAGAUCCUGAAGUACUUUGUACUUGGUUACCGCUACGUGAUCCUCGACAUCCCUCUGCUAUUCGAGACCCGUGGAUUGACCAGGCUUAUGAAAUACACAGUGCUGGUUUAUUGUGACCCCCCGACGCAGCUGGCACGGCUGAUGAAGAGGAGCGGGCUGGGCGUGGCCGAGGCCGAAGCUCGGAUCAGCUCCCAGCUGCCCCUGGAGGAGAAGCGCAGGUGGGCGACCCACGUCAUCGACAACUCCGGGGACUGGGAGAGCACUCGCCGGCAGGUCCUGCAGCUGCACACCCGCCUCGAGGAUUCCCUGGAUUUCCUCUGGGCACGGCUGGCGGUGGGCACGGCUGUUGCCGGGCUCGGCGGGCUGGUGUUCCUCCUCAUCCGGCAUUUCAUCUCUUAAUUCACCUUUUCUCUUAGGCAGGGAAAGGGCCUGAAUUUCCCCCUUUGAAAAGGGCAGUGAAAGGCCACCUCUGUUAAUGAGCUUUGCCAGCUGAAUGCAGACAGCAGCAUGAGGCGUCUCCUUGCACACUUCCCAAGGUGAACACAGCCAGAGGUUUUUUCAGGCACAUUCUCCCUGCUCAGGUUCUCACCCACAAACUGUGCCUGUGGGAUGAUGCCCUUGUCCCCAUGUGGGUCUAUUGUGGGUCUUCAGGGAGCUGAGGCACUUUAAUCUGGGACAAUCUCACUUUAAUCUGGGACGAUCUCACUUUAAUCGGGUACAAUCUCACUUUAAUGUCUUCCAGGACAAUCUCCUCCCUAGGGCUGAGUGCCUUCUCAGGCCCUGUUAUUGCCUGCAGUGUCCCCUGGGGUGAUUCCCCAUAGCUCAGCCCUCCUAUUCCAAAUUUAGACUUGGGAUUUCCCCUUUUCAUGUUGAUUAAUGGAAACUUGUUAAAUCAGUGAGGGGACAGCACCUCAUUCACAUGGAUGGGAUGUUCAGCUUGCUGCUCCUCUCCCCUGCUCUCUGCCUCUGUGGUCAUCACUCAUGGGUCACCCUUGGCUUUGGAUCCAAGGGUGUGAUCCACCCUGGAGCAGGCUGAGACCUGAGCUCUGCCUCAUUCAAACUCAUUUCCUGCUGUUUGAGCUUCCUUCAGCGGCAGUUCCCCGGUGGGAGAGCUGAGCCUGGGCGAGGCGGGUGCUGGGUCUUCACUUUUGUUUUAAUAAAACACUGAAAGCAGCUGC
Molecule: messenger RNA, 1812 nt
Organism: Serinus canaria (Common canary)
Lineage: Eukaryota; Metazoa; Chordata; Aves; Passeriformes; Fringillidae
Gene: DCAKD
Product: dephospho-CoA kinase domain containing
Exons: 5
Coding region: 242-1033 (263 amino acids)
Biological process (GO): coenzyme A biosynthetic process
Molecular function (GO): ATP binding; dephospho-CoA kinase activity
Source: RefSeq, a predicted model, not a curated record